Molecule: messenger RNA, 4626 nt
Organism: Rhipicephalus sanguineus (brown dog tick)
Lineage: Eukaryota; Metazoa; Arthropoda; Arachnida; Ixodida; Ixodidae
Product: fatty acid synthase-like
Exons: 19
Coding region: 58-4626 (1522 amino acids)
Biological process (GO): fatty acid biosynthetic process
Molecular function (GO): fatty acid synthase activity
Source: RefSeq, a predicted model, not a curated record
CAAGGAGGGCCGUCGGAAGUGAAAACUUCGUUCAAUCACACUGAAGAUCUCAAGGACAUGAACCGUUUGUUCUACCAUUCGUCAACUUUUGACAAAGUCGAGAUACUAGAGCAUCACCUUUUGUACGGAGGAAUUACGGCUGCCUUACCAAAAGACCCAGAUAACAAAAUUACGAACUUCGAUCCAAACCUCAAUCAGCUACUCUCACUCAGCGCUGGAGGAUGGGCAGUCAUUACUGGGAUAUACAGCCAGAUUGAUCCUAAAACAGACGGGGUCCUUGCCGGCUACUAUAGAGGAAGCGAUAAGGCUAUGGGCGAUCUCACGUUCAACGGGUACAAGAGCGGCCAGGAGGUUGUGUUGCGGGCAGUGCUUACCCCCUUCGGUAUCCGUUUCCAAACGGAGGAGCAGAAGGCGCCGGUUAAAAGCGAGUCAAUCAGCAACGACUGGAUUGACCUCCGUGUCGAAAACAUCGACAUCAAGGACAUAGAAGUCGAAAUCAUGACGAAGGAAGACAUCGUCAUCACCGGCAUCUCGGCAAGGUACCCGCAAGCAGACAGCUUGUCAGAGUUGAAAGAGAAGCUCUUCGCGGGCGUGGACCUUAUCACCUACGAUGAGGCCCGUUGGACGCCAGGAUUUCUCGGUGUGCCCGAGAGAAAGGGAACCAUCAAAGACUUGUCGCGGUUCGACGCGAGCUUCUUCGGAGUGCCGCCCAAACAAGUCCAGCUCAUGGACCCCCAGCUGCGUAACAUGUUGGAGACCUCGUAUGAAGCCAUCAUGGACGCCGGCUACGACCCUGCGACGUUGCGGGGUCGCAAGAUCGGCGUCUUCGUCGGCUGCGGACAGUCCGAGACGAUCACUGCAUUUGGCGGAGACUCGGCAACUAUCGACGGCUACAUUGUGACCGGGUCGGCGCUUCACAUGUUCUCGAACCGGGUCUCCUAUUGCCUCGACUUUAGCGGACCAAGCCUCACAGUUGACUCGGCAUCAGCCUCAACCAUGCAAGCAUUGAGCCUCGCCCUGCACUCUCUUCGCUCGGGUGAAUGCGAGGCCGCCAUCGUGGGGGGAUCAAAUAUCAUGCUCAAUCCGCUGUCAACACUGGCAGAGUUCCGCUUCGGCAUGCUCUCAGUGGAUGGAAAGAGCAAGACGUUCAAUGCUAACGCGGACGGCUACGUGCGAAGUGAGACGAUCGGAGCGAUGUUCCUUCAGCCGGUUUCACAAGCACGCCGUAUCUACGCCAAGCUGAUCAACGCCAAGGCCAACUCAGACGGUUACAAAGUUGAAGGAAUCACCGUCCCAUCGAGCAAGAAGCAGGAGCAGCUACUUCGCGAAGUUUACAGCGAGGCCAACGUGGACCCUCUAACCGUCACCUACAUCGAGGCUCACGGCACCGGAACAGCGGUGGGCGACCCCCAGGAGAUGGCGGCACUCAGCAGAUUCUUCUGCGUGCCGGAACGCAAGAAACCCCUCAAAGUCGGUGCAGUCAAGAGCUGUGCGGGACACGCCGAAGCCGCGUCCUCAAUCUCCACCAUUUCGAAGGUCAUCAUUCUCAUGGAAACAGGCAUGAUCCCGCCGAACAUGCACUUCACUGAACCCAACCCGAAAAUUUCGUGUCUUCUCGACGGAAGCGCCGAGGUGGUUGCCAAAGCGACGCCCUUCGAGGGCGGCCCAGUGGGCAUCAACGCAUUUGGAUUCGGCGGGACCAACGUCCACGCCAUUUUCGAGGCAAACCCGGGACCGCACGUGGACACCAUGGCCCGCGAAAAGCCAGAGCUUCCUAGGCUCGUUCUCAUGGCUGGAAGAACAGAUGAGUCGCUCAGGAAAACUCUGGACAGGCUAGAAGCCGAAGGAACCUACCCUGAUUCUGCCUACGCCCUCUUGAACCGAGUCGGUCAGCCCGGCAUCAAGCUCUUCCCGUUCCGCGGCUAUGCCUUGGUUUCCGUUGACGGCUCCGGGAAACCCGCCACCAAGGUCGUCGAGAAGGUUCCGCCAGUGAAGAGACCGCUGUGGUUCGUAUUCACUGGCAUGGGCUGCCAGUGGAAUGGCAUGGCGAGGCAGAUGAUGCAGUUCGACGUGUUCGCCCGCUCCAUACACGCAUCGCAUGACCUGUUGGCGAAGAAGUUCGGCCUCGACCUCAUCGACCUGGUGACCAGCGAGGAACCACGAGGCGAGGAGACCAUUGCGGGUGUCCUGGUGUCCAUUGUGGCAAUUCAGGUGGCACUCGUCGACGUCAUUCGUGCUAUCGGUAUUCGGCCAGACGGUAUCGUGGGUCACUCUCUGGGGGAGAUCGCCAGUGCUUACGCCGAUGGGGGCCUCACCGCAGAGCAGGCCAUGCUGUGCGCCUACUGGCGUGGCCGAUGCACUGACGUGGGCAACCUUCCGAGAGGAGCCAUGGCCGCAGUCGGGUUAACCUGGGAGGAAGCGAAACGGCGCGGUCACGACGGCGUGGAAGCGGCGUGCCACAAUGCCGAGGACUCCGUGACCGUAUCCGGACCGGCGGACGCCAUCGCCGACCUUGUGAAAGAGCUACGGGGCGAGGAAUUGUUUGCCCGCGUCGUGAACACGAUGAACGUGGCUUUCCACAGCACUCAAAUGCAGCGUGUCGGACCUGCUCUGCUGAAAGAGUGCAAGCAGGUUAUUCCUGAGCCAAAGGCCCGCGGAAAGCACUGGGUCAGUUCCUCCGUUCCGGAGAGCCGCUGGGAGGAGCCGAUCGCUCAGCACUGCUCAGCCGAGUACUUCGUCAACAACCUCGUUUCGCCCGUGCUCUUCUGCGAGGCGCUGCGACACGUGCCCAGGGACGCAAUAGUUGUCGAGUUCGCGCCCCACUGCCUUCUGCUGUCUAUUCUACGCCGUGCACUGGGCUCUGGCGCCUCCUGUGUGGGCCUCAUGAAGAGGGACACGGACAACCACUCGUUCUUCCUGGGCUCGCUGGGCAAGCUUCACACUCUGGGAGUGCAGCUGGAUCCGUCCGCUCUGUACCCGCCCGUUCCGUGGCCACUGCCACGAGGCACGCCUAAUAUCGGGCACCUGGUCAGUUGGGACCACACGCAGCAGUGGGCCGUCGCGUCAUGGAGAGAUGUGGCUACACUUGUACAGGGAAAGGACGACACAUUCAACAUUGACGUUCACGGAAACGAGGACACCGUCUACCUGGCUGAACAUCGACUCGCCGGCCAGGUGACGUUACCAGUGGCUUUUCACCUUCUGCUCACCUGGAAGUCUCUCAGCAGACGUCGCGGAAAGCGCGUCGAUGAAGUGUCCGUCGUUUUUGAGAACGUCAAGGUGCACAGGACCGUCCUCGUGCCCGAGACGGGCACCUUCCGCAUUGCGGUGACCAUCAUGUACUCUUCCGGCGAGUUCGAAGUGUGUGAGGAAGGCACGGUGGUAGUGAGUGGUUCCAUUCGCGUCGCCAAUGCCGGAGCCUCGGCGGCCGACAUGGAGUUGCCGGCUGCUUCCUCCGAGAACACUACCUACGAACUGGACGCCGAGGACGUGUACAGGGACCUGGCUGUGCGUGGUUACGACUACCAGGGAGACUUCCGGGGCAUUCUGAAGGCUGACUUGCGAGAGCCGUGCGGAAAGCUUCAAUGGAAGGAUAACUGGGUGACCUUCAUCGACAGCAUGAUCCAGUUCGUCAUGUUCAAGAGCCCCGUUCGUGUGCUCAGAAUGCCUACGAGCAUCGAGUUUUGUCGCUUCGAUCCCUACGUUCAAGCCGAAGUUCUCGAGAAGGCCGGUGACACAGGUGUGCCAGUCCUCUACAACCAAAUCACAGACACUUGCCAUGCUGGAGGCGUCGUUAUUCGAGGUCUACACGCAGACACCGUCGACUGCGAGGUCGAGGAGCAGAAACCGCUCGUUGAAGAGUGCCGUUUCGUCCCGUACAUUGACGACAAAGAGACCAUAGAUGACAGAGUGUCCCUCACCCGUGAAUACGUGGAAAUCUGUUGCAGCGUUGCCGGGCGGGCCUUCGAAAACUGCUGCGACGGCAAGUUUUUUAUUCGCGAUGUUAUGAAAGACUUGCGUGACGUCCCUGAGCACGUGGUCAAACGGCAUCUCGAAGAACCAAGCGAGAGCAACGGCCUCUUGCGGUUCCUUCACGACGUCCACAAGCAAGCCAAACGCGCCGACACUUCUCUCGAGGCGUUUGUCCAGUCGGCCCUGCCUGCACACAAGGAAGACUUAGAAGCCGAUAUACUUAACACCGCCCUUUUUGAGGAAGACCCUCUAAGGUUCCUCCUUGACAUCGCGGUCGAAAACAGCAGCCCGAAGAAGUUCCGAGUACUCGAACUGGCAGCUCAAGAGAGCGACUCCCUGCUGGUUGCCUGGUUAGCGAAGUACCUUUCCGAGUUCAACCUGCUGCCCACUACCGAGUACACGGUGGCACAUGCGUCGCCGGAGAGACUGUCGGGAAAGGUACCUCAGGGUACCACGGUGGUGCCACUGGGCUCGGCAUCAUCCAAGAAGAAGCUCCCCGAAGCGGACUUGAUCGUGGCCCGGAGCGCCACGUGGGUCUCGAACGAAACGACCAGCCUCGCCGAAGAAGUGUCCGCCAUUUGCAUAGAAAACGGUUUCGUUCUGCUCGCCCAGCGAAGCGUUCCGCGGCCCUCGAAGAAGCGAAGCAGGAGAUAG